AUGAGCCCGUACAAUAAAGCAGAUCAUCACGAUGAGUACCAAUACGAAGCUAGGAAGGGAAUUCAGUCAACGCGCCCAACGAAAAAGACAAAGAUUCCGAAGAACAGGCCCGAGCCGACCUUGAGCGAGAUGUUCGGUCAGCUAGCUGCGGUCAACAAGAAGCUUGAAGAUUGGAUCGAAUCGACCAAAGCAUCGAGCACUCAAGCGGGCGAUGCGAAUCUCAGUACCAUGACGAUGUAUAAGCGCUGCCUAGCCGCCUAUGGGAAGGUGUGGAGCAAUAUCGACGACCUGGAUAAGCCGAUAAAUAGCGAACCGGCACUCGAAGCUACUGGACGCCUGUGUAUGGAUCUAAUCACAUGGGCGAAACUAGCCGGAGUGUAUUUAGAAGGGAAACAUUCUCUCGACUACACAAUCCGCGCAAGUCCCAAAUUGAGAAACCAGGUCUUAAAGCAUACCUUAAAGCCACUCAUUAACAUCGAAGCUGCGCUCAAAAUGAUGACCGAGAUCGCGCAAGAAAAGGCCGCCCCACGAGAACAGCCGGUAUCAGGAUCAGCCCAUGUCCCUACAACAGAAGACGGUCCUUUAAGCUACCAAAAUUCACAGAUAAUAAGGUUCGAACAAGCUCUCGGCUAUGUUACCUACAACCAGGGUCUUCUUGUGUUUUAG
Alternaria hordeiaustralica is the source of this 666-nucleotide messenger RNA. RefSeq lists its product as uncharacterized. The transcript is spliced from 2 exons. The coding region runs from base 1 to 666 and encodes 221 amino acids. Lineage: Eukaryota; Fungi; Ascomycota; Dothideomycetes; Pleosporales; Pleosporaceae. The record is from RefSeq and is a predicted model, not a curated record.